GGAAGCAUUUGUUUGUUGUAGAAACGUCACACUUUUCUGGUACACAUUCGAGUAGUAUUAAAAUGUUUCUUUAAUAAUAAUUUGUUACAGUAUUUGGCGAAUUUAUGAAAAAUAUCUAGUGAGUAAAAUGAAUAUUGUAAAUCUCACAACCAUAUUUUAAUUCACUCGUUUUGUUAAGUGGGCGUGGUAAAUGUAGUUAACGUUUGAAAUUAUCCAAUAGAAGUCCUAAUGUAAUGACCCGAUGGUCCAUGCUCGAAGUCAUCUUUUCAACAAACAUAUUGUCAUUUAUGACGUUUUUUGUCAAUGACUUGUUCUGAGUUAAUUUGCUUUUAGUUAUAUAGUGUCGAUGGAAUGUAUAAUUCGUUAUUUGUUGUGGACGUGAGGGAAAUGUUGACAAUUUUACACUCAGACUUUGCGGAAAAUUAACGUGAAUUUACCUGCUGUUGCCCAUUUAGCAGCCAGUGCCUUAACGACAUAGACCGAACUAUGGACAUACUUAGACCGAACUAAAUGGCGUCUCGAGUGGCCGACAGCUUGAGGGGUCGCUGUUGUCCUGGCCCCUGUUGCAAGCCACAAGGUGUUUUCAAGCAAUGAACGGUUUCAGCACGGGUGAGGAGGACUCAAUUGGGCCGACCGACCACAAGUGUUGCCUGGUGGAUGACGGAGAGAGGUGUCAUCGGCCUGCGGGUAAUGCCUCCUACAGCCAGCGCAUCCGCAAGACUGUCACUCAGAGACGUCUCAAGCUGCAUCUCGACAGCAUGACACAGCACAUCUACAUCUGCGACCACCACAAGGGGGUGAUCCAGUGCGCUCGAGCCAAGCGCCGCCGCAAGGACUCGGAGGAGGACUCCAACGAGACUGACACGGACGUGGCAGAGGUGGACUUGUUCCAGCUACAGGUGAACACCCUGCGGCGUUACAAGCGGCACUACAAGGUGCCCACUCGACCAGGAACCAACAAGACGCAACUGGCCGACACGCUGACGAAACACUUCAAGACCAUCCCAGUGGUGGAGAAAGAGGCGCUCACCUUCUUCAUCUACAUGGUCAAGUCGGACAGCAACAAGCUGGACCAAAAGAACGGCCUCAGUCUGGACCCUAUCUAGUCCUCUGACAAACACCUUUCAUGCCCUCCUGUUGAUAGCUGAUGUGAAUCAUGAGUGGCUGCUGUUUGCUUUUUUCUUUUUUUCUCACAUUAGAUAAGCAAUAUGUUUAUUGUGAUGAAACUAAAGAGGCAUCGAAAUGUUCUGUAAAAAUGUAAACCAUGUGCUUGUAAAAUGCAGCUAUGAACACAUUUGCGAUGUGGCAAAGAAUGUUUCGUGAUGAAUAGUUGGGAUGUUGGUCAGCUGCCCCGGCGUGAGUGCUGCUGUAAGCAAGUGUCGCGGAUGUAUCGGCGCUUUGCAACUUGCUAGGAAAGCGACUGAGCUCGACUGUGUUGCUGGCAGAUGUGGGCGGGUUCAUUCCAUCAGUGCUUCGUUCGUCGUCUCAGGACCUUUUUCACUCCUGCAAAGUAAAUUGGGAACAGCUUGGUCUGUUUCCAUGUUUGUAUGCCAGAAAAUAUCUGUAUUGUGAUGUGAGUAAGCCAUGAGAUUUUUCCCAUUCAUUUAUUUAGAGAUGAUGUCAACAUGUGUAUUGUUUACUUCUGAUCAUCAGAAUAAGUUGCAGCUUAUUCAGGGUGACUGCUAAACUUGGAUUAUAACAUUCAUGCACAUUUUCAGGUUUUAAUGGUACAAAAUUGAUGAUUUUUCUUAAUGGUCAAACUGCGAAAAUUUAUGUUUUGAUAUUCAAAAGCUUAAUUUUUAAAAUAUUUUUUAUGGUUGAAUUGUUGUGAUAAAACUAUUCUUAACUAUGGAAUGACCACAAUUCUACAUUGUAAUAAAGGAAAAAAUUUAUUGAACAAUUUAUAGAUGGCCCGGUAUCAGAUAAUCAUCUGUUAUCGGUAUUAUCUGUACUUUUUCUGCUAUCUGUUAUUGGUAAAAUAAAACCAAUAUUAUUGGUUAUUGGUUACACAAUUUUGAAGUUUCUUGGAAGGUAACAUGGAAAGUGUUUGUGUAGUGCAUCUCAGGUUACUGGUGUGUAAGCAACAUGACACUGGUGUUGCUGAUACUUGUUGCUUCGUGUCCUACUUUACGGCUGGGAUGUGUAGGAGGGGGAAGUCCUGCACACUCCCUAUUGCCUCACUACAAACAAAAGUGGUUGUCUGGGGCACAUAACCAACACCCACGCUAUCCACAAACAUGUUUGUUUUUCACAGGAAGAUAAUCAGGUAGAUAUACAUAUUAGAACUGUCAGCAUACUGAUUUGGAUUAUUGCAUGUGUGUAAACACCGUACAAUUUCAUAUUAAAGUGACAGUUUUCAGGCCUCCUCGAUUCAGAUUGUUGGGGAAAUAAUUUUUUGUGAAUGUAUUAAUUUCUUCUUUUGUUUAACCUAUAUUUUAGGGAGUAUAAAUGCGACCUUCAGACUCCAUUAGCAGUGCUUUCCCAAUGUUUGAUUUAGUUCAAAACGUGGUGUAGAAAACUUGUAUAGAUCUGGCAAAAAAAAAUUAUGCCACAAAUGUAAGAAAUAAGAAUUCUCAUUUCCUGA
Molecule: messenger RNA, 2584 nt
Organism: Bacillus rossius redtenbacheri
Lineage: Eukaryota; Metazoa; Arthropoda; Insecta; Phasmatodea; Bacillidae
Gene: Sap30
Product: histone deacetylase complex subunit SAP30 homolog
Exons: 5
Coding region: 591-1106 (171 amino acids)
Biological process (GO): regulation of DNA-templated transcription
Cellular component (GO): histone deacetylase complex
Molecular function (GO): protein binding; transcription coregulator activity
Source: RefSeq, a predicted model, not a curated record